AUGAUGUCAAACGACUCGGGUCUUGUAAGGGUAAGAUUUGGCUUUGACUUGGUACAGGGAGUACAUGAGCAUCUUAUGUAUGACUAUGUUGUUGCAGAGACUAUGUACAUUAAAGAGCAUGAGGAAGGAUAUCUUAAAACCAAUACUAGAAUUCCAUCGACAGCUAAAUCAUUUCUAAAUGCUUCAAGUGCACUCACGGCAAUACCAAUCAACCAUCAUGAACAGUCAAAGCUUGUGAUAGCCAAUGUUGGAAAUUCUCGAGCUGUCAUUUGCUGCAAAAAUGCAGUGGCUAAACAGUCAUCUGUUGAUCACUUGCCGAGCAAUGAAAAUAAAAGGAAAAGAAUUAUGGCAAGAGGUAGUGUAGUAAGAAAAGGUCCUGAGGAUGAAGCACUUGUUGAGGGGGUUUUUCCACUAUCAAGGGCAUUUGGUGGCAGCCCUUUUUGA
Messenger RNA from Prunus avium (sweet cherry), 444 nucleotides. RefSeq names its product putative protein phosphatase 2C 62. Gene Ontology annotation, molecular function: protein serine/threonine phosphatase activity. Lineage: Eukaryota; Viridiplantae; Streptophyta; Magnoliopsida; Rosales; Rosaceae. The record is from RefSeq and is a predicted model, not a curated record. Gene Ontology annotation, biological process: protein dephosphorylation.